UGUCAGUCUUUCUCUCCCAGUUUACAAGAUUAAUCAUAGUGAUCUACAUUGCCCUUUCGACCUACUUGUUCCUUCCCCUUCUUUGCUUCUCUUCCUCCAGCUAAAUCUUGCUAAACAAUGUCUGGUCGGGGACAAAGACCGGAGGAACCCCGUCCAAUCACUCCUCCUGAUCCCACUCUUGCGACCAGGCCAGUUCCCCCGACACGAAGCUACAUCGCGCGAUCAUUUGGUCCGGCAGCUACGAGCGACAUCCAAAGAACUGCACGAUCCAUGACAGAGCUUGAGGCUGAAGCGGACCCGGCAACCCAUCCACAAGCCCCAGAGAAUUACUAUCCGAGCGUGGACGAGACCCGCAAGCUUCUCAAAGAGGUUGAAAACUGGGCAUUUGUCGAGGAUGACCCCACCUGGGGCUACUACGUCUUCGUCACGACUUACUCCGACAGCGCGCGAGAGAAACUGCCACAGGCACUAGCCAACUGGGUCAAAGUGGCUCAGAAGUGUCUGAGCAUCGGGACCCUGCCCAUCUACUCGGAUGAAGCAUUCCGCCGAUUCAAAUUCAAUGUCGUGGAAGACAGGGACGCCCUGGAUGGAGCGUCGGUCGAUCGCGUGCGUGAGGAGUUCCGCGCCCAGAUUAGGGGCUUACAUCUGGGCGAGGGCGACAAUGAGGAUGAUGAUCCCGGAACGUCCGGGUUUAUGCCACCUGCUCGAAACCAAGCGUGCUUUUUGCUCGACGAGGCUGCCAUUACCAUGCUAGCCGAUAUUGGCUCGCUUCCCGAUGACGCUGUCCGGUUUUAUCGGACUUACAACCACAAGACCGUCACCGUUGUGGAUGGAUUCUGGGAUCGGUCGCGACAGGACCCCCGGGAGACCUAUCGAGGGGUAGGCCAGCUUGCUGUGGCGGGGAUCUUCAUCCCAUUAAUGGCUGAACGUGAUGUCUCCUCCUGAUUAUCAACCGGCGUUGAGAAGUAGGUGGAGAGUUUGAGUUCCCUAGUAUCUUUUGAUCGUUCUAAUUUCAUUCUACUUUCUGUGUAUCUGAUCUACAUCUACACACGAGGUCUACCUCUCUACUACGCCUCCUAGUAGCUG
Molecule: messenger RNA, 1086 nt
Organism: Aspergillus campestris IBT 28561
Lineage: Eukaryota; Fungi; Ascomycota; Eurotiomycetes; Eurotiales; Aspergillaceae
Exons: 2
Coding region: 118-945 (275 amino acids)
Source: RefSeq, a predicted model, not a curated record